CAUUCCCAACUUCAACUUGUGAUCAAAGCCCUGGAGCAUUAUAUAUGGCUGAGAACCAAAAGACACUGGGAGAGAAAUACUGUGCCAAACUUGAAAAGGCGGUGACACUAAAAAAUUGGUUCAAGAAAAAACAUCAACAGGAUGAUGUUGAGUUCAUCUCUAAAGGAAGACAUGAUCAUAAGACUAGCAGUCACUGUAGCAGAGAUCCUCAUGAUACAAGUCAUGGUGAUGCAGACUACAAUUCUUGGCUGAGGGAACACCCUUCUGCAUUGUCAUCCUUUAGAGAAAUCAUGAACGCUGCUAGAGGGAAGAGCAUCGUCGUGUUCCUGGAUUAUGACGGAACCCUCUCCCCUAUCGUUAGUGAUCCGGAUCGUGCCUUCAUGUCCAAUCCGAUGCGCUCGGCAGUCCAGGAAGUCUCCAGGCACUUCCCCACAGCUAUAAUAAGUGGCAGAAGCCGUAACAAGGUGUACGAAUUUGUGAAGCUAAAGGAGGUACUAUAUGCGGGGAGCCAUGGGAUGGACAUUAUGGGACCUCCGCAGCAAGCUAACACUUCCUAUGGUGGCAAGUACGAGACCAGGACCUUGGACGAAAAUGAUCAAGAAUUUGUGACAUUCCAACCUGCUCAAGAGUUUCUACCCCAAAUCGAGAAGAUGUUGAAGAAGCUGGAGAAGAAAACAGGUGAAAUCGACGGAGUUAUGAUCGAGGAUAAUAGGUUCUGCAUCUCUGUGCACUACCGCCAUGUCAAAGAACAGGAUUACCAGAAGCUGGAGAAACUAGUCGAGAGGAUAUUAAAAGAGUAUCCGAAAUUUCACAUGACAAGGGGUAAGAAGGUAUUAGAAAUCAGGCCAUCGAUAAAGUGGAACAAAGGGCAUGCCCUCGAAUAUUUGCUGGAAACUCUUGGCUUUACAAGCUCAAGCGACAACGAUGAUGCUGUACCGCUCUACAUAGGAGACGAUAAAACUGAUGAAGAUGCUUUUAAUGUUUUAAAGAGCAGGGGAGCUGGUUUCCCGAUCAUAGUAACUUCGAAACCGAGACAGACAGCAGCCUCAUACUCACUGCGUGAUCCUUCAGAAGUUUUAUCUUUCUUGAUAAGAAUGGCUAGAUGGAAAUCUGCACAUUACUGUUAGCACUUGCUUCAAAUCCGGUACACAGCCGCUCGAAUCGACAUCUAUCACCUGUAGCUUUGUUUGGUAUAAGAAUUAUGUACUGGAGUAUAGAUAUGAAAACAACACUAGCUGUGUGCAUCAAAUUAUAGCUGUAAGAAAACAAAAGUUAUCCUGUCAAAGGUUUGCGGACACAGAUCUUUCAAAGCUGUGAACCGGGUGAAAUGUGUUAACCAAGUA
Messenger RNA from Daucus carota subsp. sativus, 1343 nucleotides. RefSeq names its product probable trehalose-phosphate phosphatase H. Bases 45 to 1127 code for a protein of 360 amino acids. Lineage: Eukaryota; Viridiplantae; Streptophyta; Magnoliopsida; Apiales; Apiaceae. Gene Ontology annotation, biological process: trehalose biosynthetic process. The transcript has 9 exons. Gene Ontology annotation, molecular function: trehalose-phosphatase activity. The record is from RefSeq and is a predicted model, not a curated record.